AUGUCCGCCCGUCAAGACGAGGAUCAACAGCUUCAGGCCCAGACUCAGGCGCAGGCCCAGGCUCAGGUGCCUCUGUCGCUGUACAGGGAGCGGCUGAAGAUUGCCAACGCCUGUCAGUCCUGUCGGGCGAGCAAGGUGAAGUGUGAUGGUGGUCGUCCAGUCUGUGAGAGAUGCCAGAAAAGAGGCAGGGCGUGUCACUAUAGCCAACAUGAUGCGGCCUCGCCAAGGGGUCGCGGCAGACCAAGAGCAAAAGCACCAACCCGUCAACCCAGACCCAUCCGCAGUCGUGUCUCCGUUGAGCUUCCAAUUACAGCUCCAACCCCCGUUACUGCCAGGAAUUCGCCCCUGGCUGCGCAAGAAUACACGCUGCAAACCCCUUCUGCAACCCAUACCCCGUCUACCACAGGACUAUCGGGUUCGGACUUCGAGCAAGCUCACGAGGAUCGAGACGAGAGUCGGGCAUUCUACACCGCACACGGGCGGUUUGCCGGACAAGUCUCCUCGACAAUCGACAAGAUAGCCGGGCUGAGCCCAGACACCACCUGCAGUCUUGUCCCGUUUGUCGACGCGCCGCUGUUCGGGGAUGUAGGAGAGCUGCCACGAAGCGUCGUACUUGACUUUGCUUCUGAGUUGCCUCGAGCUUAUGCUGACAGGUUACUUGGCAUAUACUGGCAUCAUGUGCAUCCCGUGGAGCCUGUGCUUGACCAGCAGCGAUUUUCCCGGAUCUACGAUGCCUUCUACAGUGGAUCCGGCACCCCAAUAGACGUGGAUCGUGACGUUUGGCUCAGCACACUGAACAUUGUGUUCGCCCUGGCGGUGCAGAUACAAGAAGCCAUCCCUAUGCAGAAGCGAGACGAUGAGGCCAACCGUUAUUUCCAACGCGCAUGGGCAUUGCUGCGACCCGAGGCAAUCCUCUGGAAGCCCGGCUCGCUCGAGCUGGUUCAGUGCUUGUUACUGAUGAAUCGUUAUCUUCAUUGUACGAACAACCAGCAAAAAACAUCGAUGACGGCGACUCUGGCAAUUCGAAUCGCGCAGAACAUGGUUUGCCAUACAUGUGAAGAGGCGUCAUCUGGUGAUGCCGACAAAGAUUUGCGACAAAAGGUCUGGGCUAGCUGUGUUGCCUUGGAGCGACCAGCACUGCCGACUGGCCAUGGAGCCGACUUUCACGCAUGGGAGCUUGAACUGCAUGAGAUUGGCACUCACAUUCAGUUGGCGCAGGCGCAGGUGCAGAGUAGAAACAACAUCGCGAUCAAGCUGGGACUCCCCCGUUUGUACCAGCAAGACGAGUAUCACUCCAUUGCGGUGCAGCUGGACGGCUGCUUGAACAAGUGGGAGAAGAGUCUGCCUGACGACUGGAAACUGCAAAAUAUGCACAUGAUUCACGACAGGAGGGCAAGAGCUGAAAGAUAUCUGCUUCACUUUCGGCUCCUUCAUUCUCGAAUCUAUCUACACCGGCCUAUGCUUGCACGACUAUACGCCAUCAAAAGCCACGCACCCACGGUUGCAGCAGCCUCCGAUCCUCCCACGAUAACCGACCGCCUCCUUCGAGAAUGUGCCAGAAUGUGCCUUGAGGCAGCACAGAAGCUCACAUCGCUCAUUGCCGAGAUCCACGACCCCAGCGAAUCAAUAGGCAUCCUGCCUUGGUGGUACCGGAUCUACUAUCUGCACAUUGCUGGCAUCCACUUUCUGGCGGCCAUGUUUGCCCCUGACCUCUUCACCCCGUCAGUCGAACGAGCCUGGUAUCAAGUGCUAGCAGUUCUCAGGGCGCACGAGCACUUGAGUUUGUACGUUCAUCAAUGUGCUCGGACUUUCGAGAUGCUGGCAGCGAGAAUCUUGAAUGCUCGGUGUCUGAAUGCAGAUGGAAAUGGCGUUAUGGCUCUGGAUGAUGGAGCCCCAGGCCUGUUCUUGGAUGACAUGUUCCAGGAUGUAAACUUUGACCUCGACGAUUUUCUAUUUAGCGUAUAG
Molecule: messenger RNA, 1965 nt
Organism: Trichoderma citrinoviride
Lineage: Eukaryota; Fungi; Ascomycota; Sordariomycetes; Hypocreales; Hypocreaceae
Exons: 4
Coding region: 1-1965 (654 amino acids)
Biological process (GO): DNA-templated transcription; positive regulation of transcription from RNA polymerase II promoter by galactose
Cellular component (GO): nucleus
Molecular function (GO): RNA polymerase II cis-regulatory region sequence-specific DNA binding; zinc ion binding; DNA-binding transcription factor activity, RNA polymerase II-specific
Source: RefSeq, a predicted model, not a curated record